AUGCCCGUUCCGAAGAUCUAUUGUGCCUUUGAGCGCAAGGGCAUUACGUAUAUUGUAAUGUCUCGUCUCAAGGGUUUGCCAAUUGGCAGUAACUGGUCUCAGCGGUCCGAUCAGUCAAAGAAGAAACUUUUAGAGCAACUUAAAGGUUAUAUUGAUGAGAUGCGCUCCUUGAAACCUCCAGCUGUAGGCGUGGUUGAGGGUGUUAAUGGCACCAUGCUCUAUGACCUGAGAGUUUCCAGUGACAUGGAAGGAUAUGGGCCAUUCGAUAGCAUCCCAAGCUUUCACUCUUUUCUUACAAAUGCGGUCGAACAGUCCACAGAUCAAUUUCCAGAGAUCAAUCAAUUAUUGUCAAUGUACCAAACCUCACAAUUUACAACAUGUUUCACGCAUGGCGAUUUGAACAGCGCAAAUAUUCUUGUCGAUGGGGACAGAAUUUCAGGAAUUGUGGACUGGGACACCUGUGGUUGGUAUCCAGAAUAUUGGGAAUAUACAACUGCUUGGAAUGUCAAUCCUUACAAUGAAUUUUGGCGAGAAGAGGUUGGUAAAUUCCUUGUGGAAUACCCAGAUGCUCUGAGGAUGGAGGAAAUACGGCGGAAAUAUUUUGGGGACUUUUGA
Molecule: messenger RNA, 615 nt
Organism: Ophidiomyces ophidiicola
Lineage: Eukaryota; Fungi; Ascomycota; Eurotiomycetes; Onygenales; Onygenaceae
Exons: 1
Coding region: 1-615 (204 amino acids)
Source: RefSeq, a predicted model, not a curated record